CUAAAAGGUGGAGGGAGCAUUUUUAUAUUUUCCUCAGCAGUCAAAGGAGCUUUGCUAACUGUUCAGAUAUGUAUGACAUCUGACAGGGUAAGGGAUGAGAAUAUACUCAAUGAGAUAGGAAAGUUUAUAUUUAGAGGAAAUUAGGAAAUUAAUAUGAGAAAGAUUUGAGCCAGUUGCUCUGGAAAUGCAGUAUAAGAUUGUGUCUCAGAUGAUACCUCUGGCCUGGAUCUAAGGCCUACAGCCUCUCUUACUGACCCUUAAAGACCAAGCUGUCAGGUUUGUUUCAGUGGCUCAGGCUUUUGUCAUAACAACUCUGUAUUUGGGUAUAUUCAGGGAGAGAGGUCAUUGUUCUGUCAUUUUUGCUGUCCUUGUUCUCAGCAGAUUGGAGCAGCUCUUCAUGUCUAUUCACUGGGGCUUAGAAACACUCAGACUGGCAGUGGGUUUCCUGCAGAGUGCCUCACUUGCAGGGAUGUGUUUGCCAUUCAUCUUUUCCCUUUGCUGUUCACAGAUUAACCGUGCUGAUAAGGAAGCAACUUCAUAGGAGCUGCUAAGAUGGGCAUGAGGAUCAAACUGCAAAGCACCAACCACCCCAACAACCUGCUGAAGGAACUCAACAAGUGCCGGCUCUCGGAGACCAUGUGCGAUGUCACCAUUGUGGUGGGGAGCCGCUCCUUCCCAGCCCACAAAGCUGUGUUGGCCUGUGCAGCUGGCUACUUCCAGAACCUCUUCCUGAAUGCUGGGCUUGAUGCCGCCAGGACCUAUGUUGUGGACUUUAUCACCCCUGCCAACUUUGAGAAGAUUCUGAGCUUUGUCUACACAUCAGAGCUCUUCACAGACCUGAUCAAUGUUGGGGUUAUCUACGAGGUAGCUGAGCGUCUGGGUAUGGAGGACCUCCUCCAGGCCUGUCACUCCACCUUUCCUGACCUGGAGAGCACUGCUGUGGCCAAGCCUCUGACCAACACCAGUGAGAGCCACUCUGGAACCCUGAGCUGUAGCUCAGCAGAACCUGCCCAUCCCCUUGGAGAACUCCGGGGUGCUGGGGAGCACUUUGGUCCUGAUAGAAACUAUGUCUUACCUAGUGAUGCUGGAGGAAGCUAUAAAGAUGAAGAGAGAAAUGUUACCAGUGACUCUAACCAUAGCCUGCCUCUGCCACAGCAGCCACUGCCGCCAAAGACAGAAGACCAUGAUAAUCCUGCUCCUUUCACAUCUGUACCUAAUGUGGUGACCCAGCCAAUCCUAGGCACUGUCAGCAUGGGCAUCCAAACCAGCACGAGCUCCUGCCAGCCAUACAAACUUCAGAGCAAUGGAGACUUCAGUAAAAACAGCUUCUUUUCCCCUGAUAAUGCAAUAGACGUUACCACUGGGAACAACUCCUGUCUGAGCAAUAGUGACCACUCCAAAGAUCCAGGCUUUGAGCAGAUGGAUGACCUCCAGCUGGAGGACCUAGGGGAUGAUGACUUGCAGUUUGAAGACCCCACUGAGGAGAUAGGCACAGCUGAGGAGGUGAUUGAGUUGAGUGACGACAGUGAGGAUGAACUGACUUUUGGAGAGAAUGACAACCGAGAGAAUAAGGCCAUGCCCUGCCAGGUGUGCAAGAAAGUUCUAGAGCCCAACAUUCAACUGAUCCGACAGCAUGCUCGGGACCACGUGGACCUGCUGACAGGCAACUGCAAGGUAUGUGAGACCCACUUCCAGGACCGAAACUCCCGGGUGACCCAUGUUCUGUCUCAUAUCGGUAUUUUCCUCUUCUCCUGCGACAUGUGUGAAACUAAGUUCUUUACCCAGUGGCAGCUUACCCUCCACCGACGGGAUGGAAUAUUUGAGAACAAUAUCAUUGUCCACCCCAAUGACCCGCUGCCUGGGAAGCUGGGUUUGUUUUCAGGGGCAGCCUCUGCAGAGUUGAAAUGUACUGCCUGUGGGAAGGCAUUGGCCAAAGAUUUCCACGUGGUCCGGGGCCAUAUCUUAGACCAUCUAAACUUGAAGGGCCAGGCCUGCAGUGUCUGUGACCAGCGCCACCUCAAUCUCUGCAGCCUCAUGUGGCACAUGCUCUCACAUCUUGGCAUUUCAGUCUUCUCCUGCUCUGUCUGUGCAAACAGCUUUGUGGACUGGCAUCUCCUAGAGAAGCACAUGGCUGUGCACCAAAACCUGGAAGACACCCUCUUCCGCUGCCACUUGUGUAGCCAGAGUUUCAAGUCGGAGGCUGCCUAUCGCUACCACGUCAGCCAGCACAAAUGCAACAGUGGCCUUGACCCACGGCCUGGCUUUGGGCUACAGCACCCAGCUCUCCAGAAGCGGAAGCUGCCAGCAGAGGAGUUCCUGAGUGAGGAGCUGGCUCUACAGGGCCAACCUGGGAAUAGCAAGUAUAGCUGCAAAGUCUGUGGCAAAAGAUUUGCCCACACAAGCGAGUUCAACUACCACAGGCGGAUCCAUACGGGCGAGAAGCCGUACCAGUGUAAGGUGUGCCACAAGUUCUUCCGAGGCCGUUCAACCAUCAAGUGCCACCUGAAGACGCACUCAGGGGCCCUCAUGUACCGCUGCACGGUCUGUGGCCACUACAGCUCCACCCUGAACCUCAUGAGCAAGCAUGUGGGCGUGCAUAAAGGCAGCCUUCCGCCCGACUUCACCAUUGAGCAGACCUUCAUGUACAUUAUCCAUUCCAAAGAGGCAGAAAAGAACCCGGACAGCUGACUGGGUCCCAGCAGAGCCAAGGGGAGCUCCCAAGUGGCAGCCAGGACACUGAUUUUCUAAUGGCUGUUUGUCCCACCCCAGCUGAAGUUACAAUUUUGCCUUGUUAGGAAUUCUGUUCUGUCUUGUGUUUAAAGAAGAAAAUAGAAGAAAUAGCACAUGAGCUGUUACUGUUUUUGAGAAGCAAUGGCCCUAUCAUGUUUACCUCCUUGCCUGUUCUUGCCCAUGAAGGGCUAAGUUUUUGAUUCUUUUGAGGCUGGUCUUGGGAUCUCGUCAGGCAGUUGAUGUCAACUAGAUCCCCUUCCCCAGCCUCUCGAGUUUUAUGCUGCUAAGAAUCCAACCAACAGCCUCACUGAAUAGAGGAGGGGGAGAGAGGUUUUCACUGUGGGUAUUAACUGCCAGACCUCCAACUGGGACAACCAAGUAUGAGAAAGAUUUUGGCAUUGUGAUCAUUUUUAAAAGACUAGUUAGCAGAGCAGCUCACCUCAGGUUCCAGUCUCAGCCCUCAACAGGGAAAAGGCAACAGAGAUAGAGGUGCCUGCUUGUCCCAUGGUUCUAAUCUGCUGAUUAGACAGUUAAAUCUUUUGGAAGCUAGAUCCAAACUGGGGACUAAACUUUCUAUUUAGAUCAGAAAGCUUUGGGAUGAAUCCUUGCCAGCCAAAAGAGGUCCUGCGAUGCCAUUAGAAGUGGCAGCCUGGAUGGACCAGAAGGGAGGUUUCUCUUUUCUCCUCAAUUCCAAAGAAACAUGAUUUUAUGGAGUGAUGGCCCAGGACAUCAGACCUUCCCUGUGGGGCAAAGAGAUCAGGGAGCCAUUUGAUAUAUCAGUCAUCUGUUAUCUGGCCACCUCCAUCAACCUUGAAUUUUCUGUUGGAGAGGUGGGGAUGUCUCUGACAGCAGCAGCCUUGCCUUAAUUUAUAUCCUGUCUCCCACCUAGAAGUGUGUUUGACCUGUAGUAGAGAUGAGAGGACCCCAUGAGGUGGAAUGGUGGACUGGGAGUCUUCAGCAUUAAAGGGACUGAGUAACUGGUGGUGUGUAGUGGGAUGCCUCUCUGUCUGUCCCAGUUGGGUAACCUGUUUUGUGCAACUGGGCAGGAGCCUUGGCAGCUGACUUUUGACCUGCUGGAAUUUUUCCUGAUCUGUCUCUGCGUUGCCACUAGGGGGCGCUAUUGGCUGCCAGCUAGUUCAGGCCCUUCCUAGAUGGCUGGGAAACAUUUCUGCCCAGCCCAUGGGACUUUGUUCUUAGUUGGCUUUUGAGGAAGGUCUUGCCCAAAGAAGGCUUGAAUGAGAGGGCCCUUGAUCUCACGUACUCAUUGGCUCACCUCAGUAACUCAUACUACCUCACCUGCUCUGGGAGUCCCUGGCUUGGGCCCUGACACUGUCCCUGGUGGGACUCAGCAGCACCCCGGGCUAUUUCACAUGCAAGUGGUUUUAAUGAACUCAAAGCUUUUUUGGACGUUAAUAUUUAUUUAUUUUUAUUUUUGUAUGCAUAUUACCCAGCAUCUCUUUUGGAUAAGAGACUUCAGGAAAAUAAGUUUCUUCCCAGCAAGGAGCCAUGUUCCAGGGGAGAAUCCUAGCCAAAGAUUUGGAAAAUAGGCUAGAACUGGGAAAACAUGUCAAGCCUUUAAACAGGCAUAUUCUUUUCUUUCUCCCCAGGUAGGCUCUUGCCGAAUAAACCCAGGGAACCCUUUAGGCAGUGGAUGUAAGUUCUAGAAAUUGAGGGCUUGUUAAAUUCCUAGGCCUUUCCUCCUCCUUCCAUCCUGUGAUGGAGUAGAUUGGGGACUGGGCCAAGGGGACCAAAUCACAUGAAGGACCUUUUUGCACAUUUUCUCAUCCCUCCUAAACUCGGAAAGCUGUAUUAAGACAUAUAGGCAAACCAAAGCUUCAUCUUUGGUGUACCUGUGGCCUCUCUCCCCAGCCCUAAACUUACAAAGCCUCCGAGUUGGAGUGCAUGGCUCUCUGGUGGGAUGACCACUACAUGAAGGGACUUGUGUACCGGGCCACCUUUCACCAUCCAAACCCAGUUCGUUACAUCUUCCCUCGGGACGUUCUUGUCAGGAAAGCAGUCCUGAGACUUUUCAUCUGUGGCUGGCUUCUCCCUUUUCCACACUGACCAUUAGAAAUUUAAGAAGGAAGAUGUGUAAAAGACUACCAUCAAGUGUCUGCUAAGCUUUUCAAGGCUGAGCAAUCCCUCCCAGACUGUGGGUGAGGGCUGGUUUUUGAGAGAGGUAGUACUAGACCCAGCCCGGUAUCUGAGAAUGUAUCAGUACUCUGGAAAAACCCUUUUCCUUAACAGAGGGCACAUGGAUGCUGGGUAGUCUGUAUACUUAACCUGAAACUGUGAAAUAUUCCCUCUUUGCCAGUAAACCAAAAAGCAAAUCCUUGAAACUUUGCCCCUGAAACACUAAACAAAAAACUGCACCCUCUGAUCUUCCUGAGGCCAAGUGGUUGAUCAGGGUGGCCGGGUUGUUUGCAGUCAGACAUGUAGCAGGGUCAAUAGCUCAUGAGGCCAUUGACCAAACCCUGUUCCCCCACGUGUCCCCUGUAUUCACACCUGACCCCUCCCUCUGUUUGGAGUCAUGUUUGCUGCCUCUGCCUCUAGCUCACUCAUUUCUGAACUGUUUUACUUGAAACACUGUAGUGUGGUAAAGGGCACUCCAGGAUACCUAGUGGAAGGUAUUAAUUUUAUUUUUAGUUUUUUAUUUUUUCAACCUUCUAUUCGUUUGGUUUUGUUGACCCUCUGCCCUGGAACUGUUGAGUACUGUCUCCUGCUGUAUUGUCCCGAGGUUCUGUGUGACCCUUGAAUGUCUUUUCUCCUGCCUUUCCCUCCUUUUCCUUGUUCUGUACCCCAGACCGGCCACAUACUUGGCAGAGUCCUUUGUUUAAAAAUUAUUAAGAAUUUCAAGAUGGCAGUUGUAGAAUAUUAAACCAAGCAUGAGGUUAUUCUCAACCUGUUUCCUAGGGGAAGAGGAUGACACUUGUAAGGCACACUGGGAUAAAGAGCAGAGGCUGCUUGUGGCCAGAGGAAGCAAUCGCUAUCCCGGCUCUUCUGUGCCCCACUGCCUCACUGGGAAGCUCUGCUGUACCCUCAUUUUGGGUCCUAAAUUUUAGGACGCCAUGGAGUCUAUAGUUCAUGGCUAGUUGGGAAGAAAGGAGGUGGGGGUGGGGCUCUGUCCUUGGUGACCUCUAAGAACCAGAAUAUGGGUAAAAGUUCUUUUUGACUUCUGAUCUACCAGCCCCCUUUGUCCAAGCCUUUGGGCUUAAAUACCUUUUUCCCAGUUGGGUUUUGCUACUGAUGAUUUUUCUUCCUCUUCUGGCCUCCUGCUGUGCCCUAUUUUCCCAGACUGCUCCACUGUGGAAGUGAAUUUAAAUCCUUUUAUAGAUGGACACUGAUUUUAUUGGCAUGGGAGUAGGCUGUAUAGAGAAGUUUGUGCCCAUCUGGGAGUCACUACACGUCCCUUUUCCUAAAUCCUGCACUGAAUGAGAGUCAGGAAGUAGGGCCCACAGCAUUCAUUUCAGUGUGGUUACUCAUCAGGUUGACAUCAGGAUGAAAAUCAAACUGUUUGGAUUUCAAUGUUUCUCUAACACUCUUCCCUUGUCCAGUCCACCCUCCCCUCCCACCUCUCUACUAGCUAACAUCUCUUAUGAAACGGAGAAGAGUUGUUGAUGUCUAACUCCUUCCAUUAAAUUAAUAAGUACUGACCUCCUAAUAUUUAAGUGUUUACUAUCUAUUGCUGUAAAGUUUUGUAUAUUUUGUAAACUUUUUCCCCCCAAAUAGUAGAUGUCUAAAAUCGUUGUACAUCUGAUUCUUUUAUAUUCCAUUGUUCGGCACAAAGUGUGGUUUUUAUUUAGAAUAAAAAAAGGAAAUUGGAAA
Molecule: messenger RNA, 6555 nt
Organism: Miniopterus natalensis
Lineage: Eukaryota; Metazoa; Chordata; Mammalia; Chiroptera; Miniopteridae
Source: RefSeq, a predicted model, not a curated record